UACAGCAAAAUGCUGUCUUUAGCCUCUUUGUAUUUGCCCACAGUCUCCAAAUAGAGUUGCCAGCUCCCGGUUGGGAAAUUCCUGGAUGUUUGGGGAGGCGGAGCCUCGGAACAGCUGGGGUUGGGGAGGGGAACUCAGUGGGUUAUAAUGCCCUUCGAGUCCAGCCGUCUUCUCCAGAGCAACCGAUCUCUGUAGCUUGGAGAUCAGUUGAACUUUCUGGGGAUCUUUCCUGGAGAGUGGUAACCAAUCUCCUGAGCUGGUCGGACCGAGGACGCAGGAAUUUCUCAACGGCCGAGCGGGGGAGGAGCCAGGCUGCAGGAGGGGCGGGGCGGCGCGGCGAGGUGGGCGAGGGGCGGGGCUUGGGCGCGCAGGUGAAACCGACUCCGGGAAGAACUUCGCUCGCCGGCGGCUCCCGGGGCGGCCGCGCGUUCCAGUCCCGCCUGCGGCGCGGCUCUGGCUGGCGUGAGGCGCGCGGCAGGUGGCGGAUCAUGGCCCAGGAGCUGAGCCAAGCCGAGCUGCUGGACUUCCUCUGCCAGGCCGGCGGGCGCGUCCCCAACGCCGCCCUGCUGGGCCACUUCAGGCGCUUCCUGCGGGACCCCGACGCCUCCCCGGAGCGGCUGCAGCGGCGCCGCGAGCGCUUCAAGGGCUUCGUCAACUCCGUGGCCACCGUCAAGCAGGAGGGGCCGGGCGCGGCCAAGUACGUGGUGCUCAGGAAGCGCUACCGGGACCUGGUCGGCGAGGAGCCCAAGACCCGCGCCGCAGCCCAGGCGCCCCUCCACGGUCCAGGCGGACGGGCGGGAGGCGCGCCCAGGGCGCCCGGCGAGUGUCCUCGGAACCGGCCGGCGGCGGCGGAGCAGGAAGAGCGCCCCGGGAGCCGCACCUGCCCGGGCUCGGCCCAGGACCUGCGCGCCAGCCCGGGGCCCGGCGAGCGAUCCGGGGCGCGGCUUUCGCCCAGCGGCCAGCAGCGCCCUCCGGCCCGGGGCGCCCUCCCGGGCGGCGAGGCGCGCAGCCAGGAGAACGGCUGGGCUGGCCCUCCCGGGGAUCCGCCGGCCCUCCGGGGCGGGGCGCCGCAGCCCCCUGGGCCGCCCUCUCCCGUCGGCGGCCUGCAGCAGAGGAUCUGCGAGUGGGUGGCUGGCGCGCCCCGGGGUCCCCUGCAGCCCGACGCCUUCCCGGAAGCCCGGCCGCCGGCUCACAGCCCCUGCCCUUCCCCGCCCCUCGAGCCCCAGCCUCCCGGGCGGGAGGAGCGGCGGGAGUCUUUCCCGGUCUUCCGCAGCAUCCGAUGCCAGCUCUCCCUGCAAGACCUGGACGACUUCAUCGAGCAGGAGAGCGAGGACAGCAGCAGCGCCAGCGGAGGCAGCGACUCCUGUCGGGGGGAAGGGGAGGUCGGGGCUCUGAGCCCGCCUCCUGCUGGGGGGCAGAAUGGCUGGGCCAAGAACCCGCCGGGGGCAGAGGGGCUUUCUGGCAAGCCCCAGGCCAAUGGGCUUGCCGAGGCGGGCUCCUGGACUGGGACAGAGGGGCUUUCCAGCCAGCCCCGGGCCAAUGGGCUUGCCAAGAAGAGUGGACCCCCACAGGGGGCUGCAGUCCCCGGGCGCCUGGUCUUGCCUGGUUGGAUCGCUCGGGGACCCUCCUCAGAGGAUGAGCUGUUAGAGAGAGACUCCAAGAGGCCAAAUGGACACUUGCCAAAGCCCGGGAAGAUGGCACACCUGCCUCCUCCAGAUCUGGAUGCUCCCUUAAGUCCACAGCUGGUCCCCCGGCAAAGACACCCAGGCAGCACCGGGGCUGUGGAAGGGCCGGACUUGGACCGAGACGGGUCUCCCGAACACAGAUCUUCUGUGGUCCCCCUGGAGCCCCGCGAGCACGCCUGGUUAGUUAAGGUGGCCACAGGGUCAUGGUUGCAGGCCCGGGCACUCUUCCUGGAAGAUCCCCACCUGGCCACGCGCAAGGACUUCAUCUCUGGCUACACCGUGCUCCAUUGGCUGGCCAAGCACGGGAGCGCUCAGGUCCUUCUGGAUUUUGUCACCGGAGCAAGGAAAGCGGGCGUGGACCUUGACGUGAAUGUCAAGUCUGGCUGCGGUUACACCCCGCUGCACCUGGCUGCCAUGCACGGCCACCAGCUGGUCAUCCGGCUGCUGGUGCAGAAGCUGCGCUGCCAGGUCCAGGUGCGGGAUGGCAGUGGCAAGAAGCCUUGGCAGUACCUGAGCAGCACCACUUCGGGGGAGAUUUGGCAGCUCUUGGGAGCUCCAAAGGGCAAAACCAUCUUCCCGACCCAUCCGAUAGCCCGGAACGCUUCUCCUGCCCGGAGAGGCAAGAGUCCAGAGCUGGCAAGGAAAAUCAGCAGGAAAACUUCCUUGGCUGCCUAUUUGAAACCGCAGCACAUCAAAUGGAAAAUGGCAAACAAGUACCCGGCGCUACAGGAGAGGGAGGAAGACAGUGACUGAAGACUGGCCUGGUGUCCCCGGAGCUGACCAAUUUUGGAGAAAUCGAUAAGGGCUUGGUUUGUCGAGUCCGUUGGGCGAUUGUAUUUGGUAGGGGUGGCCAGAAGAAAAUGCGCGUUAUGCAUCUAAUGGGAAUGUUGAACAGUGUUUUUCUUAUUUAUUUAACUGAGAUGCUUUUGAAUGCUGCAGUUAGUUUUACCGUGGUACUGAGAAGCACUCGAUUUUAUGGAGGCAUCUUAACGCGCCCUCUGUUUCUGGCUGGGUCGCAUCCCUGGAAACUUAGAGGAUCAAUUCUCUCUCGUGCCGAUCUCCAGAAUUGGGUUUGGGAGAAUCCGUCCAGCUGUCCCAUCAGAUCUGCUGUACAAAUGACUCUAACUUGAGUCCCUUGUGGUUUAAUUCUUCUACUAUGGAAGGGGAAAUAUCAGGUUAAGCGCUGAAAUUGCAAUUAUAGUAUUCAAAAUACCGUUUAGGGUUCAGUGUUUUGAACCGCGCUGUCAAUUGCACGGUAACAGGCAUGAUAAAAUUUUAAUUAUUUGCCUUUAGGAACAAGAGACGGGCAGGCAGACUGGGGCUAGAGGCUGGGAUCAUCUCGUCAAAGAUGAGUUUUUAAUCCUGCAAGCCUUUUGUGAUUGUUGUCUGCGAUCCUGGUACCUUGCCAGAGAUCAAAGAAGUGAAUGAAAUGCUUCAGUUUGCCCUUUGUCCCCAACCCCAAGCUGAAACAUGAUCAACAAAAACUUGGCCUCUUUUG
Molecule: messenger RNA, 3183 nt
Organism: Eublepharis macularius
Lineage: Eukaryota; Metazoa; Chordata; Lepidosauria; Squamata; Eublepharidae
Gene: SOWAHB
Product: sosondowah ankyrin repeat domain family member B
Exons: 1
Coding region: 489-2438 (649 amino acids)
Molecular function (GO): protein binding
Source: RefSeq, a predicted model, not a curated record